AUGAGUUUCCCCGGAAAGGUAGAACUAUCACCUGUACAACCUCUACCCCUGGAUAUAGGUAUUCCGGUUACUCCGAAUGAAAAGGAACUCAGGGAAAGAAGGCGAUUCUCCAAGUUGAUUCCUUUUCUUUAUACCGUUCAAAAAUGGUCUAUAUUGCCUUUCGGGUGCUUUGCAUUGCUGCAUAUUCCAGCAGUGGUUGUAAUGCCCAGUUUAAGUGUCAAUUUGGCUAAGCAACUGUUCACUAUGGGCAGAUGCGUAUAUCAAGCUCCUGGCCUGGAAUCUUUGAUGAUUUGGGGGAGUUUGGGGGUUCAUAUUCUUAGUGGAGUGACAUUGAGACUACUCAAGAUCUACAGAAACUAUUCGUACUAUGGGAUGGUGCACAAGAGGACGAGACGAAGGAAAUCACUGUUUGCCAAGGAGAAUACCGAUGAUUUGGACCCUUCUUUUGGUAUGGGUGGUAUCACUAGUUUAUUGGGUUUAGGAUUCAAAGGAUCUUAUAUUUCAAAGAUUCUCGGUAUUUCUCCGUUAUCGUUUACCGGUUAUCUGCUACUUCCAGUGUUGGCAGCACAUAUUAAUGACAUGAGAUUACUACCUGCCUCAAUUGACGGAGACAGUAACCUGAUUGAUGUUGAAUACAUAACGCAAGCCUUGGCUCAGCAUAAGUGGACUACCUCCUUAGGCCUGUUGGCGCUGGUUGGAUUAGCAAGCUACCACACCAUUGGAGGAAUGAUGAGAUACUUGAAGCUAUAUUCGCUGAGAAGUAGACAAUGGUCUUAUGCUCUAGUGGUGGGUAUGUUCACUGUUGCAGGAUUCAGUCUAAGAGCAAUCAGUCAGCUUCCUUUGAUACAGGGCUAUGUAGGGAAGAGAUACUCGGUAUAUCUUGCUUAG
Molecule: messenger RNA, 888 nt
Organism: Komagataella phaffii GS115
Lineage: Eukaryota; Fungi; Ascomycota; Pichiomycetes; Pichiales; Pichiaceae
Exons: 1
Coding region: 1-888 (295 amino acids)
Biological process (GO): lipid homeostasis; mitochondrion organization
Cellular component (GO): mitochondrial outer membrane
Source: RefSeq, a predicted model, not a curated record